Messenger RNA from Rhopilema esculentum, 588 nucleotides. RefSeq lists its product as uncharacterized. The record is from RefSeq and is a predicted model, not a curated record. Lineage: Eukaryota; Metazoa; Cnidaria; Scyphozoa; Rhizostomeae; Rhizostomatidae.
CCAAACGAGCCGAGUACUUAAAAUACCUGCGAACAAGAGCCAGACACAACGUGAAGAAGAUAUCAAAGUUUGGACCUUGGACAGCCACAAGAUGAAAAUCCCAGUCUACGUAUUGUAUAUAGUCACCGUCCUUCUCUUGACGCGAGAUGUUGCUUCGAAAGCAUGCAGCGACAAAUGCGGCACCCCCUAUGGAACAGGAACCUGUCAAUCAGAUGGAAAAUGCCUUUGCCAUUGGGGCUGGACUGGUCCCAGGUCUUCUUACUUGUCGUCUGGUCAGAUUGAGGCCGAACACUGUCAAUGGGCUUGUCACUACACUCAUGUCUACAAAAACCCUAACUGCACAGACGAUGAUGAUGGAAAUUGUUCUGGGAAUGAUUCAGAUGCCAGUGACGAAGAAGAUAUUUAAGAACUUUGCAAAAAGGGACUGGGUUAUGACGUAAGCAGUGAUUUCCAAAGUUUGUUCAGUACAUUUAAUAACUUUAUUAUCAAUAUCAUGAAUAUAUAUUCUGAAGUUGCAAUCUGUAACUAUUCGCUUGUCAUUCUGAAUGUUUUGCUUUUUGGUAGAGGUUGUUCAUUAAAAUGAAAAUA